Cercospora beticola is the source of this 2395-nucleotide messenger RNA. Its product is annotated as cytochrome P450. Gene Ontology annotation, molecular function: heme binding; iron ion binding; monooxygenase activity. Lineage: Eukaryota; Fungi; Ascomycota; Dothideomycetes; Mycosphaerellales; Mycosphaerellaceae. The record is from RefSeq and is a predicted model, not a curated record.
AUGAACGCCCUCGUCUGCACUCGCCAGGCCAGCAACGCACCCUCCUUCACCUCUGUUGCGUGCGACUGACAAUCUCAUCACUUCCACCACCUCAGCCUGUCGUCUUCCGCAGUGGAGAAGGACCACUGACGACCCAAACUACAGCUUCUGGACGCUGGCCGCCACGACGUUCCGGCCCAGAUUCGCCCGCUGCAUGUCCACCACACGAAUCGUGUUCUGGCCCGCCACAUAAUACAUUACUCGCCGAUCGUCCCUCACCGUAUUGCUCUAUACAUUUCACAAAUCCGUGGAGAUAUCGCGCGAAGCCCUCGACUAUCACCGCGCAACCGCACAUCACUCGGCUCCCACAUCCGUCUUGGUUCCUGGCGGGGAGCAAACCACGAUGGGCCUCUCGUAUCUUGGGAUUGCCUUUUUAGGCCUGCUGGCUUACUAUGCACUGAGCACUUACAGAAACCUCGCCAAGAACAUCGCCGCCGCGAAGCAGACCGGCCUUCCGUACAUCGUGCUUCCCGUCUACACUUUCAAUCGAGCCUGGCUGAUCACCCAUCGGCUAUGGCUUCCCUUCAUCGAUGCCAUCGCGAAAUUCCGGAAUUCACAGUGGCGACCAUACAUUGUGCCAGAAUUCGCCUGGGCCAAGCAAUAUGAAAGCUUCCGGGAACUUGGCAGUGACAUGUUUAUCCUCGUCUCUCCAGGCGCGAAUACACUGUUCGUGGCCGAUGCAGAGGCAGCUGCUCAGAUAACCACCCGACGCAAUGACUUUCCCAAGCCCAUCUGGAUGUACACGAGUGUCGACCUGUUCGGCAAAAGUGUCGUCUCGACCGAAGGUCAUGUCUGGCGACAGCAUCGUAAAGUGACCAGUCCACCCUUCACUGAACGCAACAAUAAAUUGGUGUGGGAUGAGUCGUUGAGGCAGACACAGGGUAUGAUGACCGGAUGGACCGCUGAAGGCCAAAAAGACAGCGGAACUGUAGAAGACGUAGCCACAGAGUCCAUGCGUCUGUCAUUACAUGUGAUUAGUGCGGCAGGUUUUGGCGUUCAGCUCCACUGGCCACAUGAAGGGAAGGUCGCGACUGUUCCAGAAGGACACACCAUGACUUACAAGGACGCCUUGGAAACACUGCUGCACAAUCUGAUUUUGGUCGUGAUAACACCACGAUGGCUGUUGCCACGAUCACCUCUACGGAUGCACAAGGUUGCAAACGAGGCGUACGUAGAGUGGGGCAAGUACAUGAAAGAAAUGUACCAAUCCAAGAGGCAGGAACUCAGAGCUGGCGAGGGCAGAGAGGGUCUGGAUCUGAUGGGUGCACUCGUCAAAGGCGCUGGUCUAACUCAAGAAACUCUCAAUAUCGAUGUCAAUGUUGACACAAAUAAAGCUCAAGCCAAGUCCGGACAGCCUGCCAUGACGGACGAGGAGAUCAUGGGGAAUGCCUUCGUCUUUAUUCUUGCAGGCCACGAAACUGCCGCGAACACAAUUCACUUUUCGAUUCUCUUCCUAGCCAUGCACAUGGCUUCUCAGCGGCGCCUGCAAAAAGACCUCGACGACAUCCUUGGCAAUCGACCGCACUCCGAAUGGGACUACGAAACUGACAUGCCCAAACUCUUCGGCAGCAUGUGUGGAGCCGUCAUGAACGAGCAACUUCGCCUGAUCCCACCAGUCAUCGGAAUUCCCAAGACGACUACCCCAGAUCGCCCACAAACCCUCACCGUCGACGGGAAACAGAUCACGAUAGCAGAAAACACAUAUGUCACGCUCAUCACCAGCGCAGUCCACCGCCACCCCAAGUACUGGCCACACACCUCUGAAGAAGACCUCCUCGAAUUCCGCCCCGAACGUUGGCUUCUGGACCCCACCAAAUCUCAAUCCCACACUGCCACUGACGAAGAAUACACCAAAGAAGAAGGCCUCGAAUUCGACGAAACCGACAAACGUCCCGAUACCGCCGCAUCCCUUUUCCGCCCCGCCAAAGGCGCUUACCUCCCCUUCAGCGAAGGCUACCGUUCCUGCCUCGGCCGGCGAUUCGCCCAAGUCGAAAUUCUCGCCGUUUUGGCUGUGAUUUUCAAGGCUUGGACUGUGGAAUUGGAUGUUAGUAUGUUUUUGAGCGAUGAGGAGUUUGAGAAGGCGAGUGAGGAGGAGAAGCGGGAGGCGUGGAAGAAGGCGGAUGCCAGGGCGAGGGAGUUGUUGAAGACGGGGAUGAUGACGAUUAUUACGAUUCAGAUGAGGACGGGAAAGGUGCCGUUUCGGUUUGUGAGGAGGGGGAGUGAGAGGUUUGGGUUUAUGGGGUGAGGAGACAGACUAUUUUUGAAGGGGGAACAGAAUGUGGUUGGGGAUGGUGAUGAUGAUGGAAUUUGCAGGCGAGUGUAACAGAACUGCAGAAAGAGAAAAUAAUUCUGAGCG